This is a messenger RNA of Halichondria panicea, 1251 nucleotides long. RefSeq lists its product as uncharacterized. The record is from RefSeq and is a predicted model, not a curated record. Bases 277 to 1236 code for a protein of 319 amino acids. NCBI's taxonomy places the organism in Eukaryota, Metazoa, Porifera, Demospongiae, Suberitida, Halichondriidae. The transcript has 7 exons.
CCAUAUGGUAGGGGGUAGUGGCUUCGUGCAGGUAAUGAAUGGUAAUCUGCUCACUGUGGCUAGUCUGGACUACUCUAUAAGUCACACGGUCAGCAUCACUGGUGCCAGUGUUACGUGCUCUGGAGCAGAGAGAAGCCGUCAGUUCAAUUAUACCUUCAAAAUAGCAAAACUGGCCAUCAGUGAACUAGCUCUUUCCAUCGAAUGUUCUGACUCCCUUCUUCCUGUCACCCUAACAUGGACUGUUGAGGAAGGGCUGUCUUCCCACUCGACCCCCCCAUGAAUCGCACACCAAAUAUCCGCUUUAGUCCAGUCGGUGGCCAAGUUGAUACUGCUAUUUCGAACUCACCGUACAUCCUGUCCAUUCCAAGGAAAAACGAUAUCUACAAUUUCACUGUGUCUGUCAGAAAUGUUGCUGGAGAAACACUACAAGAUGCAUCUGAUUUCCGAGUAUCAGCAUUCUCUGUUGACACAAGCACUAUUACUACCUGCCUCACUUUCACAGUCAGGGAAGACUGUGCUAACGACAUCAGGUUGGGAAACUUUGCUAUACUUCUGUCAUACGGUGUUGGGCCGUGUCAGUCAGUGACAGACUUCCCUAAUCCUACGAGCAUGACAGCAGCCAUUACUUCGGCAGCUGGUGUUUGUAUUCCCGUGGAAACCGUGUCGAUUGUUGAACUCUGUUACACUGCAACUUUGAUGUAUCAGAACACUGCUGUAAUGUCUCAGACUAAUCUAGACUUUCGAAGGUGUGUAGUAUCUACUCUGCAAGCUCAGUUGGGGUCAGGGGUCACCUUCACAUUCAACCGUGCACCUGACAGCAGUGAAACAGUGCCUCACACCACUAUCGCUACUCUGGAAUGUGGCAGUGUAGUAAUGACUUUCUCUGGAGACUCUCAGGCUAUUUGUGUGGAUAGUGAAUGGAUGGUAGAAAACAACUCUUGUUCAAUUGCUGUCUCGUUUAUGGUAGUUUUUAUCAUUGUGCCACUCCUGGUUAUUUUUGCUGUUGUUGUUACUAUUGUCGUAUUGGUUCUUUAUCAGAAGCUAAAAAAUAAAGAGGGUUCAUCAAGGCCAGUAGAUGUUGAAAUUGAUGGACUAACGAAAACUCCCCCACCUCCUUACUCCAUCUAUGCUGACCCCAACUCCAUUGAUAUAGAGGAUCCAGAUGAAAUUAAAUCAGUCCCUCACACUCAGACAAUAUUGCCUAUGGCCAUUUUCAGCAGCGGUCAUAUCCUCUAAAUGAACUGAGAGGAC